Molecule: messenger RNA, 3155 nt
Organism: Lineus longissimus
Lineage: Eukaryota; Metazoa; Nemertea; Pilidiophora; Heteronemertea; Lineidae
Product: galactose-3-O-sulfotransferase 2-like
Exons: 2
Coding region: 78-1445 (455 amino acids)
Biological process (GO): glycolipid biosynthetic process
Cellular component (GO): membrane
Molecular function (GO): galactosylceramide sulfotransferase activity
Source: RefSeq, a predicted model, not a curated record
UGUGCGCGUAUAACCUUGAACAUAAUGCACAUGAAACAUUAUGGAUUUUUACAAGCUACAAAGGAGAUGAACAUGUUAUGAAGGAGAGAUGCGAGAUUUCGGGGUGUGGUCGUGAGGCGUGUUGUUUUUCCCUCGGACAGCGAGGAACUAGGAUCAUUUCGUCAUAUUACACCUCUGACAUAAUGUGGUCGAGCCACAUCCGCAAAUUCAUCCGUUUUACGCGGACGCGAGCAGGUCGCGAAGUGUCAUUUUUCUUCCUUGUCUUGUUAUGUGUCUGUCUUGUAUACAGCAACACUCAACUCUUAGCCAACUUGCUAAAACAGACAAGUCCAUUGCGAAUAGUGUAUGUCAAGGAGAGAAAGUCGCAGGUAACCCAUUCCUUCCCGAAGAAUGACAUGGUUUACAUAAAAAUGAUCAAGUGCGGCAGCACAACUCUUAAUUCAAUGUUCCAUCGUUAUGGCUAUACGAGGAAUCUUUCUUUCGUACUGCCGGUUAAGGGGAGGAUCUACCUCGGCUGGCCUUACCGAAUGCAGAAGGGCUUCUUUCGACCGCCGAUAGCUGAAAAGUUUAACAUCUUAUCAGAACACGCGGUCUAUGAUCGAAGGUUUAUGGCCAGCAUCAUGCCAAACGACACCGUGUACAUAACCAGUCUGAGGGAACCGUACGCUCAAUUCAAGUCGAUGUACAACUAUUACCAAGUGGGAAAGAUAUCCACCGCAGGAGAAGGCCAGGCGGGAUAUGAUAAAUUUAUGAAAAACAUUGAGCGGUAUGAUGAAAUUUAUAAGUCGGCGGCUCAAAAAAGAGAGCGGUAUUGUGUCCCGGAUGGGUUUUCCAUGUCGAAAAAUCUCAUGUCUUUUAUACUGGGCCUCCCCCUUGGUUAUCCGCCGGGGACCAAGGACCUCACUGGGUACAGGAGGACAGCUUCCAAACUCAUCAAGACAACUGUUAAACAAUUCGACCUAAUUCUUAUUUUGGAAUACUUCCAUGAAUCCCUUGUCAUGCUGAAACGUCUCAUGCGGUGGAAUACGAAAGAUAUUUUAUACAAAUCGGGUAACGUUUUGAAAUAUGACCAUAAACAUGACAGUUCCUUUGAAUAUCGAAAAAUCUACAGACAGUGGAGUGAAUUAGAUUUUCUUCUCUAUGAUUAUGCAAAUAAGACAUUCUGGCAGAAAGUUUCUGAAACAGGGAAGAAUUUUAAAGAAGAGGUGACGAAUUAUAACGCGGUGAAGAGGAAGGUUGAUGUAUUCUGUGCUACACAUGAUAGGAAGGACUUUUUGAGUUUUGAUCGAACACUUUGGGAUGAGCAGGGGUUCAUCUUCACAAGGUAUGACUGUAGUUUACUGCAGGAUAUGAACCUAGUCUCUCAGAUUAAGAAGGUGUACGACACAAACGCCAAAGAGUCAGACAUACCAGAACAGGCUGAACCGUCCACGUACUUUUGUUGAAAUCAUGUCUCAAUUUGCGAAAUACCACCACGCACCUGCUUGAUGUUGCGAUAUGAUUGUUCGUCUUCUGCCAGUUAAACAUUUUCUGGUCUUAAUUUUGAGCUAUAAGGGUGGUAAUAGCUCAAAAUGAUCUUAUCAGCCUAUCUACCCAUUACAAGGGGACAGACUUCAGCUCAGGGUCCAAAUUGUGAUAGUCACACCCCAACAACAAUCCUAACAUGGAGGAUUAUAUUUAACCGGUGAACUCGGGCCGGCGAUGACCGAAUCACAAAGAAAACCACUGGUGCGAGAGAAAUAAAUAGGUUGUGAUGAAUAAACACUAGCAAAUGCUUUUAUCUAAAUCUCCAUGUACAUUUACACUAGGCUGUUCUGUACAAAACUGAAGUAAAAGCAUUUGCUAGUCUUUAUUCAUAUCACCCAAUGUCAGGUCCUUGGUUACAAGGCUUAUCGAGAGUUUUUGAGACAUCCCGUGUAUAAGCAAGGUCGAUUGAACAGGAGCGACAAUGAUUGGUUGGGGCGAUGUCUUCAUGUCAGGCCUAGGCUUGGUUCAAGGUAUAGUAAGUAAGUAAGUAAGUAAGUAAGUAAGUAAUUUUAUUGCUCAAUCUAACAAGGUAGACAAUGCAACAGUAGAACACACAAUGAUACACAAAUUAACGUUACAUGAAUGUACAAGACGGAGACCGGUGGAAUUGUUCGGAAGCUCUUGGAGUGAACAGAACGUUGGAGUAAAUAGAACGUUCUAUUCACUCCAAGGGAAGCCAUACAAUAAUUUACAAUAAUAUUGUUAAAUACUAUCUAGUACCAGUAGGCCUAGUCAGAAAGAAUCGAUCUAUCCUGUGACUAACUAGAAUACCGGGUAGAAUUUUUGAAAACUAGAAUUAUUAGGUAAGAUUAUUAGGUAUAUCCUUUCAUGAGACAAACAGCAAAUAAGGAUGAUUGUGACAAUAUGAUAAUUGCAACCGGAUGGUUCACUGGUGCGAGAGAGAAAGGUUGUGCCAAAAUCUCAAUGUCUUUAUAUUACUGAUCCUUUCCCGACACAUCCUGUAUAUACCAAGGAAGAUUGGCACUGUUUCGAACUGGUGAAACAAUUAUAAGUUGUGACAAUGUCUUCAUCUUCAGCCCUUGAUUUGAAAGAGCUAAACAGAUUUUUUUUCUAAGAACAUUUUUUCUUGUCUAGGGCAAGUAAGAUUGUGAUAGUAUAUUUGUCUCACUGCGGGUCGAACUGGUGUGACAAUGAUAGGUUGUGACAAUGACUGAUAUGAAUAAAGUCUAGCAAAAGCUUUUACUUCAAUUUUGUACAGAAAGGCCUGGUGUAAAUGUACAAGGAGUUUCAGAUGAAAGCAUUUGCUAGUCUUUAUUCGUUCAUGCCAAUCCCUUGGCUUGGUGACAAUUCCGCGGUAUAAAUUUUUCGCGAAUGCCGAACGAUGGAUAUAUUCGCGGCAGAAUAUUUUCGCGAAUCAAAAUAUUUUUCUAAUGAAAUUUAAAUUGUGUACUUUGACAUAGAGCUCUUUAGUGAAUAGUUUGGCUCAAAUCCAUUGUCAGCAGGUCUCAUUAUGUCGGGUAAUUAGGCUUGCCCAAUAUAGCACACCUAGAUGGGUAUUUAUUACUAGUAAUUAUGCAAUAGUCAUUCACGAGGUUUGGAAUUUGUAUUUGUUAGGGGUAAUUAUCAUACAUACUAAUUGACAAGACUUUUCACUUGAAUUUGAUAUU